AUGUCUUCUAAUCUCUCAUCCAUUACGUUCACUUGCGAAACGGAUACUCUGGAGACAGUGGCUAUGGUGUUGGCAAAUCACAAAAACGACAAUUACUAUGCGUAUGAGCGGGACGAAAACUGGUACAUCGGCCUUGGAAACAAGUCGUCAUUGCUGGUCGACUCUGAAGGAAAGACGGUCACCAUCAAGACGGAGUCUAAGGAAGAAUCAUAUCCAGUGAAUGGAACCCCACUAGCCGAUAUUUCGAGGAAGUUUGUCCACGAAAAUUUCAACUCCGGUGGGAAGAUUUUCGGCCAAGUUGCUUUCAAUUAUGCCGCGCAUACUCGUGGCCAACCGUACCAACCCGGCCAAUGGCCCCUUCUAAGCCUCCUGGUUCCAUACAAUCAAGUGACAAUUCACCGAGACGUUGUCACCGUGACUGGAUCCGAUGAUGAGAACGUGAGAGGGCUAUAUAACAUGAUCAAGCUUGGCGGCACCAUCCCGAAUCCUGUCUAUCUUCAAACUAUCGACACGGAUGACAACACGGGGCAGUACACUGCUAGAGUUGCAAGAGCUCUGUCCGACAUACAUAGAGGGCAAUACAUCAAAGUGAUUCCAUCGCGAGCCAUCGAAAUCGAGGGCAAGAUCGACAUGCCGGCGACUCUGCUUGGUGGCAGACGCUCAAAUAAUCCUGCCCGGUGCUUCUCGUUGAGCCAGGCAGGGUUUCAAGCUACAGGCUUUAGCCCCGAGUUAGUUAUGUCGGCGCAGAAUGGAAAAGUCAUCACCGAACCUUUGGCCGGUACACGGUCAUGCCGAGGAACAGAGGCUGAAGUUGAACGACUGAAACAGGAAUUACUGAGUGAUCCAAAGGAAAUUGUUGAACAUGUCUUGUCGGUCAAAGAGGCUAUACAAGAGCUCGGUCAACUGUGCCCAGCAAAUUCCAUCUUCGUUGAAGAUCUGAUGUCGGUUCGGGCUCGCGGCGCUGUGCAGCAUUUAGGGUCCCGAGUGGCGGGCACUCUAUCGCCAGACAAAGAUGUGUGGGAUGCACUCGCAGUCCUAUUUCCAUCAAUAACAGCCUCGGGAAUUCCAAAGAUUGCAGCCAUUGACGCCAUCCAGCAUUUGGAGCAUCAAUCAAGAGAGCUCUACUCCGGCGCCGUCUUAAUGAUUGAAGAUCCGAACUCCUUUGAGGCAGCACUAGUUCUCCGCACUGUGUUCCAAGAUCCCAAUCGCCAGUGGAUCCAAGCCGGGGCUGGAGUCAUUUCACAGUCAAAUCCACAACGAGAACUGACUGAAACUUGUGAGAAGUUGGCAUCCAUUGCCCCAUUUGUGGCAUCCGAGGCUAGUUUUAAGACAGCUUAA
Molecule: messenger RNA, 1338 nt
Organism: Penicillium mononematosum
Lineage: Eukaryota; Fungi; Ascomycota; Eurotiomycetes; Eurotiales; Aspergillaceae
Product: putative salicylate synthetase
Exons: 1
Coding region: 1-1338 (445 amino acids)
Biological process (GO): L-tryptophan biosynthetic process
Molecular function (GO): oxo-acid-lyase activity; isochorismate synthase activity
Source: RefSeq, a predicted model, not a curated record